Messenger RNA from Didymodactylos carnosus, 789 nucleotides. The record is from the annotation of a GenBank genome assembly. NCBI's taxonomy places the organism in Eukaryota, Metazoa, Rotifera, Eurotatoria, Philodinida, Philodinidae.
AUGCCUGAACCAAUGUUAACAGAUGAACAAGAAAAUGAGCUUAUACGUCAAGUUUUUAAUGGAAAACUUGAUAAUUUGCCGAAUUUAAGUUCAAAAAUUGUUCGUAUUUUCACCUCUUCUACGUUCACUGAUACAAGUAUGGAACGAAAUACACUCAUGCAAGAAACUUAUCCAAAAUUAAAAGAGUAUUGUCGAGAAAAACAUGGACUCGAAUUUCAAGUUGUUGAUAUGCGAUGGGGUGUGAGAGAUGAAGCUACAGAUGAUCAUAAGACAACAGAGUUGUGUAUGCAAGAAAUAGACAAUUGUCAGCGAGUAUCUGUUGGACCAAACUUUGUGGUCUUUUUGGGUCAAAAAUACGGUUAUCGUCCAUUACCAACAAAAAUUGAAGAGAAAGAAUUUGGUAUGAUAACAUCCGUGUCAGCGAAAGAAGACGCAAGGUUACUAAAUCAAUGGUUUAAAUUGGACACAAAUAAUAUGCCCUCAUUGUUUGUUUUACAACCAGUCAGUUCAAUUUUUACAAAUUUUACAAACAAGGCACAACCGAGGCUGAUGGAGGAAGAUCAAACCCAGUGGUGGGAAACAAUGGGAAAAUUAAGUCGAGCUGUUCGUUUUGCAGCCAUGGAAUUAUUUAAACAAGGUUUAUUUACCCAGUUUGACAAUCAUCGUUAUAAUUGGUCGGUUACCGAACAAGAAGUUGUUCGUGGAAUUUUAAAUGCUAAAGAUAAUGAAGAUCAUACAUUAGCAUUUAUAAGAGAAAUACGUAACAUUAAUGUCAGUUUAUUAAGGUAA